This is a messenger RNA of Cylindrotheca closterium, 705 nucleotides long. The record is from the annotation of a GenBank genome assembly. Lineage: Eukaryota; Bacillariophyta; Bacillariophyceae; Bacillariales; Bacillariaceae.
AUGGCUUCCACAUCUAUCUGCCGAUUGUCACAUUUGUCAAGAGUUGCUGCUCGUUCUUCUUCCCUCUCGCUUCAACACUCCAAGAGAGUAGCUGCCGUACGAUCCUUCUCCCGAUCGAUAGCUGUUGGUGAGGACGAUCUCCCAUAUCACUUGGUGGUCGGAAUGCCAGCUCUAUCGCCAACAAUGGAAACGGGAGUUCUGGCUGAGUGGUACGUUUCAGAAGGGUCCGAAUUUUCUGCAGGGGAGCCUCUUGCCAAAAUUGAAACGGACAAAGCCUCCAUGGACUUUGAAGCUCAAGACGAAGGUUUUGUUGCCAAGAUUCUCAUGGACGCUGGAGGAGAUGAUAUUGCCGUUGGAACUCCAAUCAUGGUCACAGUCGAAGAGUCAGAUGAUAUUGCAGCGUUUGCUAAUUUCGUAGCAGAGGUACCUGCCGCUCCUACUCCUGUCGAAGAACCAGCCGCCCCAGUAGUCGAAGCUACUCCUCCACCCCCACCAGCAGCUCCUGUUGCACCUCCAGCUCCGAUUGCUGAGCCCGAAGCUGCCGCGGCGCCAGAAAUAGAUGAACUAGUGGCUGCUGUCGCUCCAGUAAUGAGUACCGGUUGGGGAGACUUCGCUAAGAUCAACUCGCCAAUCUCGAAGACGUUGUCCCGAGGUCAAAAGGAAUACAUUGAAAAGUACGGGACCACUGGACAAGUGCCACUCUAA